Molecule: messenger RNA, 1335 nt
Organism: Phodopus roborovskii (desert hamster)
Lineage: Eukaryota; Metazoa; Chordata; Mammalia; Rodentia; Cricetidae
Gene: Rnf223
Product: ring finger protein 223
Exons: 2
Coding region: 356-1123 (255 amino acids)
Biological process (GO): protein ubiquitination
Molecular function (GO): ubiquitin protein ligase activity
Source: RefSeq, a predicted model, not a curated record
AGGGCCACACCCCCAGCUGCCAUCACCUGGAGGGUAUAAAUAACCCUGCUUCAGAGCUCAUGGCCUGAGAAUUCACACUGUCACAGUCAGCCUGCUCCUGGAUGAACACAUACAUCCUACCUCCCAUUCCCACAUACACACAGAAGAGGCACACCAGCUAGACCGGUGCCACAAGAAGGUUUGACUGCUGGCCUGUGGAGGAACACCUACCAGGUGGAGCGGAGGCUGGGCUAGAACUGAAGAGGAGGAAGAAACUCUGCUAGAGCUGGUCAGCCUAGAGGCACAGAGCUUUGCUGUGGCUGAUGAAGAGGACCAUGCCCAGCAACUGCUGACUCUCAGCUACCAGCUCAGAAUCAUGUCAUCAAGCCAGCGGGUGUGGCAUACAGCUAUGCCACCCUCCCGCCAGAGCAGCUGCACAGCCACAGUGCCCAGGUCUCCUGGCACAGUUGGCAGCCCCAGAUCCCCCGGUACUCCUGGCUCAGAGAAGGUGGCCUCCCCACUGGAGUGUUCCAUCUGUUUCUCAGGCUAUGACAACAUCUUCAAGACGCCCAAGGAGCUCUCCUGCACUCAUGUCUUCUGCCUUGAGUGUUUGGCUAGGCUGGCGGCUGCCCAGCCUGCAGGCCGUCCUGGCAGAGAAGCUGUGCCCUGCCCAUUCUGCCGGCAGCCUACAACUGUACCUGCUGCUGGGGCUCCUGCACUGCGCACCAGUCGACAGCUACAGGCCAAGAUGCCAGUGCACCUACAGAAGGAGGAGCCUGUGUGGCUUGAGGGCACCAAACUAUGUUGCCGCCCCUUGCCCACCACUUCUGGCCAAGAGGCCAAUGACUUUGUGUGUGUGGAUGUAGGCCUGAGCAAACCACCUGAGCCCACCCUACCUGCACCUGUCCAGGAUCCUGAACCCAACCAAGGUUAUCUGGCCCGCUGUUGGGCGCGAUUUGGAGACUGGCGUCGUGUAGCACUGGUGUCUGUGCUGUUGCUGAUGCUAUUUUGUGUGGUACUCUGGCCUGUGCAGUGUGCACUCAAGACUGGAAAUCUGCGCUGCAUUAACCGGCCACCUUCAGCCACUGCCACUGUCACCCCCAUUACCAAUGCCCUCUUUCUUGGACCUCUAGGCAACAACUAGGGUCAACACUUGGGCCAGGCCAGCUAUCCCACUUGCUCCAUGGAUGGAUCCUGACCUACAUAGGUCAAGAACACGGCUUUGGAAGUUGGUCCCCCAGAACCAAGGACACAUAUGUGUCCCUCACUCUCUAGGGCUAGGUGCCAAUGGGGACAAAAGGGUCUUCAAAGCCUCUAAGAAAUGCAGGCUUCUAAGAGCCCCAGAAACUGCCCUCU